UAUGGAUUUGAAGACUGCAUCCUCCUGCCUCCAGCACCAGCAGUUUCUCUGUUCUAUGAUCAGUGUGAUUCACAGGAAAUUCUUACAUAAUAAACGACAUGAACCAGGGGCGUGGAAAAUAUGACUUUUAUAUUGGUCUGGGAUUGGCUAUGAGCUCCAGCAUUUUCAUUGGAGGGAGUUUCAUUUUGAAAAAAAAAGGCCUUCUGCGACUUGCCAGAAAAGGCUCCAUGAGAGCAGGUCAAGGUGGCCAUGCAUAUCUUAAGGAAUGGUUGUGGUGGGCUGGACUGCUAUCAAUGGGAGCUGGUGAAGUGGCCAAUUUUGCUGCAUAUGCCUUUGCACCAGCCACCCUAGUGACUCCAUUAGGAGCGCUCAGCGUCCUAGUAAGUGCCAUUCUUUCUUCAUACUUCCUCAAUGAAAGACUUAAUCUCCAUGGGAAGAUUGGAUGUCUGCUGAGCAUUCUAGGAUCUACAGUUAUGGUUAUUCAUGCUCCAAAAGAAGAGGAGGUUGAGACUUUAAAUGAAAUGGCACACAAGCUAGGGGACCCAGGUUUUGUGGUCUUUGCAACACUUGUGGUCAUUGUGUCCUUGAUAUUAAUCUUUGUGGUGGGACCUCGCCAUGGACAGACAAACAUUCUUGUGUAUAUAACAAUCUGCUCUGUAAUUGGAGCAUUUUCAGUCUCCUGUGUUAAGGGCCUGGGCAUUGCUAUCAAAGAGCUGUUUGCUGGAAAGCCUGUGCUGCAACAUCCCUUGGCCUGGAUUCUGCUGCUGAGCCUUAUAGUCUGUGUGAGCACACAGAUUAAUUACCUGAAUAGGGCCCUUGAUAUAUUCAAUACUUCCAUAGUGACUCCAAUAUAUUACGUAUUCUUUACAACAUCAGUUUUAACUUGUUCAGCUAUUCUUUUUAAGGAGUGGCAAGAUAUGCCUGUUGAUGAUAUCAUCGGUACUUUGAGUGGCUUCUUUACAAUCAUUGUAGGAAUAUUUUUGUUGCAUGCCUUUAAAGACAUCAGCUUUAGUCUAGCAAAUCUGCCUGUGUCUUUUCGAAAAGAUGAAAAAGCAAUGAAUGGCAAUCUCUCUAAUAUGUAUGAAGUUCUUAAUACUGAAGAAAGCUUAACCUGUGGAAUUGAACAACACACUGGUGAAAAUGUCUCCCGAAGAAAUGGAAAUCUGACAGCUUUUUAAGAAAGUUGUAAUUAAAAGGUUAAUCUACAAUUGUGUUAUAAAGUGAACUUGAAUAUCAGAAUGUGUCUGAAAAA
Molecule: messenger RNA, 1252 nt
Organism: Manis pentadactyla (Chinese pangolin)
Lineage: Eukaryota; Metazoa; Chordata; Mammalia; Pholidota; Manidae
Product: magnesium transporter NIPA2
Exons: 1
Coding region: 99-1178 (359 amino acids)
Biological process (GO): magnesium ion transport
Cellular component (GO): membrane
Molecular function (GO): magnesium ion transmembrane transporter activity
Source: RefSeq, a predicted model, not a curated record